Molecule: messenger RNA, 9139 nt
Organism: Neoarius graeffei (lesser salmon catfish)
Lineage: Eukaryota; Metazoa; Chordata; Actinopteri; Siluriformes; Ariidae
Gene: rab11fip3
Product: RAB11 family interacting protein 3 (class II)
Exons: 14
Coding region: 1463-5752 (1429 amino acids)
Biological process (GO): regulation of cytokinesis; endocytic recycling
Cellular component (GO): endocytic vesicle; cleavage furrow; recycling endosome membrane
Molecular function (GO): calcium ion binding
Source: RefSeq, a predicted model, not a curated record
CUUCAGGGGAAACGGCAGGACUGUUGUGGGGCGCUUUUUUUCCUUUUCCAAAUAUAUAUAUAUCCGUUUUCCUUGCGGAUAUGGACGCGCGUAGGCAUUUUUUACGGAUUUUUGUGGAAAUAUUGUGGAAUUCCUGACGAAAAGGCUUUUUAAUAUCCGAAUGAAGGAAUAAUGGGAUUUUUGUUCGACAUUUAAAAACAAGCUAAAGGAGCUAACAGCAGCACAGGUGGAUUAUUCCGCGCGCGCGUGUGUGCGUUUCCUCACACAUCCGGCCCUGAGGGGAAAAUAAACAUCUGCCGACUCAUUAUUAUUAUUAUUAUUAUUAUUAUUAUUAUCGAAGAAAACGAACAAACGACUGACUGAAAGCUCGAUUUUUGUCAAGGAGACACUAAAUUCUCCGUGUCUUCCUUGUCGUUUUGCUUCUCAGUCAGGGAGGAAGGGAUGCUGUUAGCUGUAGCUUCCCUCAGCUAACCGGCUAGCCUUCACAGCGUUAGCACUUUAAAUCCCCAAAUCUCGCUAAUUUACAGAUUUGUGGUUUACACAAAGCUGCAGAUAAGCGCAUAAAUCCGGUUAAUGUUUCCUAUUAAUACGUACUAUCGAGUUUAAAUCGAAAGGAGGAGUGAUUUUUGUGGUGGUUUUUUUUUUCCAGCCAAGUGAAAGAAGCUAGAAGCUAUUCUGAGCUGGAAUGUCAUGCUGGUUUGACUACUGAGGCACUUUGUGUGAAAAAUCAUAUUAAGUCUUAACAAGCCUAUUUAUCAUCUUUUUUUUUUUUUUCCUCCUAGGUGGUUUUAGCCAGCUGUGAGAACUGUAGGAUUUGCAGGAACUUUGUGGUAUUCCAUGGUUGUGUAUAUAAUUCACAAUUUCCAUUUAAAUCUGAACAGAUGUUUAAUAGACUACAUUUCAUGUCAUGUUCUUACACAAACUUAGAUUUCUUAACUGAUUCGGGCGAUAAUGAACCACAGGGAAACACUAAAUAUGUUCUUAAAGUACGAUUCUUUCAUUUCAGUUCAACAUCACACUAUUAUAACAACGUACCACGUUUCUAUUUAUCCGAAAACAGAUAAUCCUGUUUUAUAAUUUUCAGACGGUAUCGUGGAUCAAGGCAAUCUAGAAUUAAAAAAACCCCUGUAGAUUGUGUGUAAACCCAAAACGUUACCAAAACCCUUUCUGAUUUUCAUCUGGAGCAGGAUUUCGUAAAUUAGCUCGAGUUAAAACAUGGCGAUACUGUCGUGAAACAAACUUGGAACUUCUAUCUUGGAAGUUAGACCGAGGCAGUUAGUUUAUUUAUCCUCAAAUACACAGCUGCACAUGGAUCUCAGGAACAUUAUUGCUGUUGGCACUUUGACGAAAAGUGGACAUGAAUUAACUCGGAAUUCCAAACGUUAUUGCUCGGUGGAGUUUUAAUAAAAGGAGAUACCUCCUGGAGUGUUUCAGCAUUACAGAAGAGGAACGGCGCUCCUAAAUGGAGCAGGUUCUCUCCAGCCCGCGAGGUCGUUCCGACUGGGGAUCUGACCAGAAUUCUCUUGGAUUUCUCCUUUUGGAUAACGACGAGGUCGCUGCUGACAGCGGCCAUGAAAAGCCAGAGAGACAUCAGAGGCGAGAGCCUGGUAUUGUGUCUCUAAGCUUUGAUGAGAUAUUUCAGGACAGCUCUUUGAAUCUCGAUGAAUUAUUUCGGGCAUCUCGGUAUACUGGAUUAGACCAGGCGUAUCCAUGGGAGCGUAGUUCGGACUGUGUCGGUCCGUCAUGGGAUAAACAGCAGUCUCUGCCACAGAAACUGGCUGAAGGGGACUGCUGUGAAAUGCCACACGAUGUCGUCACAGCAGAUCUCAUCAGUUUUAAUUCCAGUACGCCCAGUCCCACACAUGGUUGCACAUCUAUGCAGGCUGUGGACAUUUUGCAACCCGUCGAUACGGCUUGCCCUUUAGACGACCUCAUAGGCCAGCUUCCCCUGGAUCCUGUGCUGGACCAGACACACUCUCUGACCCAGCCUGCUCAGAGGACUAGCGUAGUUGAGGAAAGUCAAGACUCGCAUUGGAUAAAAGAUUUGACCUCUUCACAAACUACAUCUGAGAAAGUGACCGACCUCUUGUGUGCAAAUUUGCAAGAUCUUACUGAGGAAAGCUCAAGUAAAACUGCGUCCUAUAAUUUUGAGACUUCACUACUUGAGGGAUUGGUCCCUUCGCCCUUCAUCUACGAUUUGUCAUCUUCACCCCUCUGUUCUGUUUCCCACCCUGACACCUCAGAUAAACUCUCACCAAAGUUGUUUUGGGAGUCACCUGUUCAGCCAUGUGAUGGCAGCCAUGCUAUCCUCCUCCAGACAGUUGAGACUACAAGUGCAGGAUUGUCUUCAGAAAAAGAACUCGAUAUACCUUCAGUUAGUAAUAUGAUCUCCGAGGUCCAGUCUAGGCCACCGUCACCUGCGGGUCUGUUAGCAUCGAGCGAACCGUCUGUACGAGAGAGAACGUCAGCUGAAUCGGAUUUGGAGGCCAAACCUGGGAUAGCGACUGAUGGUCCACUUGAGGGCAGCUCUCUAGGCCUAACUGAUGAAUGUCCACACGAGGAUGAGACGAUUGUAGAAAUGGAGAGCGACAUCCCACUUAACCUUGUGGUGCAGGAACUUGAAUCUGAUUUUGCUCAAGCAGUUCUGUUGUCGUCACUUACUUUCAAACCUGAGCAAACGACUCCAGUGGAGUCCACAUCAACCUCUCCGGUCUCAUUUUCUCAUCAGACUGACUUCUCUCCAGAGUCUAGUAAUGAUGUGCCUUGUGUGAAUACACAUGGUUCUGAGUUUGACGCUGACUUGAACGAAAACUCAAACCUGUCUGCAAUAUGUGGCUCACAUUUCGAUGGCAUCCAUAACCCAAAAUCACUUGCCUGUGGCAAAGAAAUUAUUCUCGAUACCUUUCCUGCUUUGGAGAAAGAACCGCCUCUUGUUUCUCCUUCAGUUUGCCUUAACCUUGAGGCAAAUGCAGAGACUGACACAAUCUCACAUGACUCUGAAUCUCAAACGCACACCUCAUCAGAAAUAGAAAGUAAACACAAUCUUUCAGAGAGCGCUAACUUGCCUGAGGACACGGGCAAAGAACUGACAAUCAACAUGCCUGGUGUCGACACGGUAGACAAAGUCAUGCAUGCACUUGCUGCUGUGGAUACACACCACCUUUUGCACAUUCAGGAAGUGGCAUCUGUUCACACAUCAGUGAGUGGUACAGCUCGGUACUGCCAGGAUCCGAAUGGCUGUACAGCUGAGAUAAACCAGCGACCAAACACGCAGGAUGAACUGGAGAGCGUUUGCUUUGGCACCCAUAACUAUACACUUGAAAAGUGUGCAACUCCAAAGGACAUUCAUGCAAUAUCUGAUGAUCUUCAGGACCCACGCACACUGACAGAGCCAUCUGAUGGCAGUGUGAAUACACACACGCCUGACUCAACACCUGUUUCCAAGGAAAGCAAACCUUCGUGUGCAAUGUUACCUGCCCCAGGAAGCCAAAAAGCUGAAGUCUGGUGUGUGCAAGAGGGGGAAAAGGAAGGCAGGGAUGGUGAACCUGAUGAUGUAACCCAUGCCUCUGAGAGUGUUCCCGGCUCUUUAGACUCCGCCCUUCUCUCAGGGACAGAUGGUCCGUUCAGUCAAGUGGGCAUGGCCAUGGAGCAGGAAAGGGGAGAGGCUACAUCAAGACUCAGUCAGUCAGCUGACCUGAGGGUAGAUGGAGCAGCUGAUCUACCUGACCAACUUACACAAGCAGACUUGUCUCCGGUAGCAGAGCCACAGGUAACCUCGCUCAGAAAUGAGUCUCCCAGUGGAAUACGUCCACCUCUGAUGGAGGACGUUGUUGCUCCUGACGGUCCCAACAAUGCCGAAAUGACUCUGGAGUUAUGCGUGAACUCGGAUAUGAUCCAGGAUGGGAAUGUAGGUGCCGGCGCGCUUCCAGCAGCAGGCAUUCCUCAGGAUGAGGACCCCUCGGCCCUGCGGGCAGUUUUCCAAGCUCUCGAUCAGGACGGAGACGGGUUUGUCCGCAUCGAGGAGUUUAUGGAAUUCGCCACGGCGUACGGAGUGGAACAGGUGAAGGACCUGACACGUUUUCUCGACCCGAGCGGCCUCGGAGUCAUCAGCUUCGAGGAUUUCCACAGAGGCAUCACAGCCAUCAGCAACGGAGGAUCUGACCCAGAUCUCUACAAGCUACAGCUCACUUCAGGGGAUGCCAGUGGAGCAGCCGAGGAAUAUGACGAGCAGGCGGAGGUGUCGGACAGUGCGUACUUGGGCUCAGAGAGCGCGUACAGCGAGUGCGAGACGUUUACAGAUGAGGACACGGGAGCCUUGGUACACCCAGAACUGCACGAGGACGUCGAGACGGACAGCGGCAUCGAAAACGCACUGACCGAGAGCGAGGACCGCAACAGGUUCUCUCUUGGUUCGGAUUUGCAUGGCCACGCCCUCGUAGCAGUGAUUGGUGGGGAGGAGGAGCACUUUGAGGACUUUGGGGAGAGUAACUCCGCCUCCGAUCUUUUGCUGGCCAAUCAGGAGGAGGGGAGGGCAGCCCCGGAACAAGAGGGAGACUCGGAGCCACACCCUCAUGCUGGCAGCCCAGUGCACCGCCCACCGAUGCUGCUUUCACCCAGCUCUGAGCCUUUCCCCUCCAGCUUCCAGAAUUUCCUGCAGUCGGAAUCUCUGGAGUUUUUCUGCACUCACUGUCACAAACAGAUCAGCCGCCUCGAGGAUCUCUCCACGCGCCUGCACUUACUAGAAAUGAAUAGCUCCAGCAAGAGACUGUCCAGUAAAAAAGCAGCAAGGCACUUGUUACAGUCCAGCGGUCUGGAUGGUAUGAGCGACCUGAGCCGUGACAUCCUGGAUCUCGCUGACAGUGACAUCACUGAUAAGGUGCUGCUUCUGGAGCGGCGUGUGUCUGAACUGGAGAAGGACUCGGCAGCGAGCGAAGAGCAGCAUGCCCGUCUGCGGCAGGAGAACCUGGCCCUGGUGCACCGCGCUAACGCCUUGGAGGAGCAGCUCAAAGAGCAGGAGGUCCACGCCGACGAGACCCUGAACACACUCGCCCGCAAACACAGAGACGCUCUGAGCAAACUGCAACGUGAGAGAGAGCUGGAGAUCGAGAACCUGCAGGCCAGGCUGCAUCAGUUGGAUGAAGAGAACAGUGAGUUGAGGUCAUGCGUGCCCUGUUUGAGAGCCAACAUCGAAAGACUGGAAGAGGAGAAGAGAAGGCUCCAGGACGAAGUGGACGAUGUGACGGACAGGCUGAACGAAGAAACAGAGUCCCGAAGGAAGAUGGCCGACAAGCUGAGCCAUGAACGCCACACCAGCCAGAAAGAAAAAGAGACCACACAGGAGCUGAUCGAGGACCUGAGGAAGCAGUUAGAAAUGCUGCAGCUGUUCAAGUUGGAGAUGGAGGCUCGGCGAGGCCGCUCACCCGCCGCCGGACUGCAGGAAUACAACACGCACAUGAGAGAGAACGAGCUGGAGCAGGAAAUCCGACGACUCAAGCAGGAUAACCGCAGUUUGAAGGAGCAGAAUGAUGAGUUGAAUGGACAGAUCAUCAAUCUCAGCAUUCAGGGAGCCAAAAGCCUCUUCACUGAGUCUCUAUCAGAGUCGCUGGCAGCAGAGAUCAACAACGUCUCUCGCGCAGAGUUAAUGGAGGCCAUCCAGAAGCAGGAAGAGAUUAACUUCCGCCUGCAGGACUACAUCGACCGCAUCAUCGUGGCCAUCAUGGAGUCCAACCCUUCGAUACUAGAGGUCAAAUAAUCACCACGGCGACAGACCCUGAAUACACAUCGGCACGGAAGCUGAGCGACGUACACGUGAAAGGAUAUAAAGUUCUUAUUUAUAUCUCAGCUGCGCUUCUGCUCUGUCAUAAUGCAUCAUUUCAGGGACGUGUGUGUGUGUAUGUUUAUGUAUUGUGUAUGUUGGUUCCUGUGACUUCCCUGUGGUAUGGGAUUGAGGGGCCCAUUCCUUCAAGGGUGUGCGUGUGUGCAUGUGUCAAAUUGACCAGUCAGUUAAAAAAUUAGUGAUUUUUAAAAUGAAAUCUGUACCGCGAUCAUUUAGAGGUCCCUGGAUGAAAAAAAUUCGAGAACUUCCGUCUUAUGUGACAUGGGAUUCAAAUAAAUACCCGCCAUCUUCGACACAACACGAUGCUAUCGAAUCCAAAAUGGCUUCCUGUUAACUACAUGCCCACUCCGGUAAGCCAGUAAGUGCUUCCUGGAAAUAUGACGUACUUGUAAUGGACAAUUUUUAAAUUUUAUUGUUUAUUUAAAUAAUCUGGCAGCAAUAUCGUACAAGAGGAAGUACUUAAAUAUCAGCACAGCUGUGAUUCAGUUGUAGGUAUUCAGUAGAACAGCUUGACCUGGAGUGUGAUAUUGCUUUUAGGCAACAGCUCUAUAAACGAUAAAUUAAUAUCGAGUAAGUCACACUUUGGGCACAAUAGAGCCAAAUGUUCCAUUUGUUUUUGCUGCAUCAGCAGACAUGGAUCUCUCCGUUCCCGUUAAAGGUGCUUCCGGUAAAAUUGGCAUCCCUUCUUCCUAUGUAGUGGAAGUUCAUUAUGUCUGACUAUUUAAGUAUUUUUAAGUUCGUUUCUUAGACAAGGAUUUUAAGAUCGUACCUUGUUGACAGUCUCGGCGUGAAACUUCCGCCUUCCUCAGAAUUGUCACCAGAUGUCAGGUGGUGACGUGCCUUAUCAGCUGAUGUUACGUUACGGAGGCGUGAACGUCCUGUCCGAUUUGACAGGUAGUCCACGCCUCCUGCUGUCAGGUCGCUCCCCCAGGACGGCACUCCAGGUGCGUGACAGCGUGUACGCUCCCUCAUCCCGGUUUAUUGUCCUUUCUGCCCGCUUGCGUAUCUCCACUGCCUCUAAAAUCCAACGCUGGUAUUUAUCGUAUUUAAGGUACGAUCUUAAAAUCCUUGUCUAAGAAACGAACUUAAAAAUACAUAUCCCUUCUUCCUAUUCAUCUUCAUUUGAUGAGCUUUCAUAUUUUAAGUUAAAUGUUAUAUUCCUGAUCGCAAGUAUCAUUUGCCAUGUCCGCUGAUGAUGUCACUAACGUUACCAUAGUUAAAAUCAGGAAAUGGGGUUUUGCCUGAUGAGCGGAGUGAUGCGUGCGCAUGCACACACAGUGAAGUGUCCCAGUCCUGUUAUCGCAAAAAUAUGAGCACUCCGUGAACACCGCUCGUCCAAUCAAAUUAGGGGACUGGAACUAACUGUUGUAUAAACAUACAUACACACACACACACACGUGCAGCUGUUAUUUUGUUUGUUUGACUUCAAGUUUAGCUCCAUGAUCAAACCCAUGUGAUGGACACUAUGUGGCCUGAGAGGGUGUGUGUGUGUGGGGUGUUCUCAUAACUUAUGAGUGUGAUGAUCUUUGAUAUCGUUUAAGUGAUAAUGAGGGGUGUGUGUGUGUGUGUGGAUUUUAGUUCAGUUUUAAUUUCCCCUCAUUUAUUUAUUACAAUGACGCAGAAGGCUGCAGACUGAAACGGAGAAAACUCCAGAAACUGAAAGUGUCGCAGAGCCCUGGAGGUGGAGCGUUGCGAUUGUAAAGGGGCGUGGCUCUGAGCCCAAGUGUGCUUUCCUGCUGAGUGAACGAAGACGCCCUGCAAGGGACGUCCUGUACACUGCAAAGGUGUUUGUUUUGAAUGACUAUAUAAAUAUAAAGAUGUAUAUUUCCUCACGUGGAGGCUGAAGAAAACGGUUGCACUCGAAAAAUUUGACGGAUCCCUCAGCUGGAAUGAUGAGAGUUUAUUUUCUGAUUAAAUUAUUUUGAACUGAUGAACCAGAGGGAGAGAUGGAGAAAGUACAGAUGGACAUGAAAGGCUUCGAGAGGAACUGUUGAGACCCGGGCACUCAUUCUCUCGCUCGCUCGCUCUCUCUCUCACACACACAUACACACACACACACACACAUAAUCCUGUCUCUAUCUUCGAACCUGAAAUGAUCCUCUGCAGACUGAUUUCUCAUCCUGUUUCACUUCUGAUUGGUAUUUUGUAGAUUGAAGGAAAGAGUGUAAUUUUGUCUUCCAAUGUCACAUGAAUUGUGAGAGUGUGUAUUAGAAUUUAAUGUACAGUAUUACACUGAACAUGACACCGUAUUUUCCGGACUGUAAGACGCCCUCUAGCAGGUUAAACUGCAAUUACUACAGUUAAAAAAAAAAAAAGUGCUAAAAUUUGUGCACCCUAAUCUGUUUAUUCGGGGUUUUACAGUAGAUGUGCUUCUCCAGGACUUGUUUUUUUUUUUUUUUUUAAACUGUUUGACAGUAUGGCUGUCAAAUAUAGCAUAAAUAUACUAACAUAGCGUAAAAAAGGCACGUACUUUUAAUGUAACUUGCACAAUAUGUAACAUGUAUAUAUUGGUUUGCUUGGUUUUUUUUAACCAAGCAAAUAAAAUCUGGAAAAUACGGUAAAAGUGCUGAAAUGUGUAAAUUUCGGGAAAAAGAAUAUUUUUAUUAUUUUUAAAAUCCCCCCCCCGACCAAACUUAUUUCAGCAUUUCUGUCACAUAUAAUGACCUUCAUAUCGUCCAGUCCUGUGUUUCAGGUGUCUGUUCUGUGAUCUCCUACUAUUUCUGCUUUAUUUUUUAACACUCCAAAAAGCAAAAGCAAGACCAUAUUUUCUGCAUUGUGCAAUCUAGCCCUUCAUUACAGCUGGUCUUGAACAGUUAACUUUUUUCACUUGUAAGAAUCCUGGAUGUGCUAACGUGUGUGUGUGUGUCUGUCUGUCUCUCUCUCUCUUUCUCUCUCCCUCUCUCAAUAUGUAUAAAGAUACUGACUGAUCUGUGUAUAUAUAUAGGCGUUCCACUUUUUUUUUUUUUUUUGUGAAUCCGCACUCGCACACUUGAAAACGUCCAGAGCAGGAGCUCCACUCGUCACUUAGAAAAUCGUGAAUACUAAUUUUAGUUACGAGUAGACAUAACACAUUCUCGUUGUAAAAAUAAAGAUGAAAUCUAUUCUGAUUAUAAGGCGACAUGUAUAGAAGGAUAAACUACGAUAUCAGUAUUGUCUUCUGCUGCAAGGUUUUUCUUUUCUUUCAAAGAUGGCCCUCAAGAUGCAUCUCUUAUUGUCUGAGGGUCCUGUAGAUUUUUUGAGUAAUUGUAUAAAGGUGAAAAAUAAAAUAGGAAAUGAACCUAGAUGCGAAUCAAUAAAAUAAAA